AUGCAACAGGCGUUUUUAGACGAGUACUAUUCUAUGGCAAAGACUGAUGAUGCUCGUGAUGAAAUUCGGUCUUUUCGCCAAUUAUCGGGAGAACCGUUGCAUGAAGCCUUUACCAGAUUUAGGGAAAUGAUGCGAAGAUGCCCUCAUCAUCAAAUCGAGAAGUGGGAGUUGGUUAAAUGCUUUGUACGGGGUCUAGAUGAUAACACAUGGAACCGACUUGAGUCAACUAGUAAUGGGACCCUUCUAAGCAACCAUGAGGACGAUGAUUGGGAGUUUUUGGAAAGAAUGAGCAAGCGUUCGAAAGAGAAGGAAUUGGCCGAUCGAGCCAAAAAGCAUCCCGUUUCCUGGUCACUUCCCGAUCUUGACUCUAAAGAUCGGAUUUCCACUUUAGAGCGGGAAAUGGCUCGCAUGAAAAAGAAGGAAGUGAACGCGGGGCAAUUUGCGGUGUGUGAAGAGUGUGGUGAUAUUGGACAUAGAGCGGAACAAUGUCCAACGGGGUCGAGUGAUUACGCUGGAGAAGUCAACCAAGUGUAUGGGGACCGAAAGCAAUAUAACAUGGACUCCAACACUUACCAUCCGGGCUUGAGGAAUCACCCCAACUUCCGGUAUGGCAAUGCUUCAAACCAAAUGAACCCUAAUUUCCAAUCAGGCGGUAACGGAAGCGGGUCGAACAAUCAAACCGGUGGUGACGACUUGAGUGCCAAGAUGGAUGCCUUGCUAAACAUGCAAAAAGAAUCUCAAAACAACAUAAAAGAGACUCACAAUGAUAUCAAAGAGAUGAAGAAGACAAACGAGAUUCGAGAUAAAGCACAUGAGGCAUUGGCGAAACAAGUGGGUCAACUAGCGGAAGAAGUGGCUCAGAUAAGAGGAAGCAUGGGGAAGCUUCCAAGUGACACCACGGAGAACCCGAAGCAUCAAGGUUUUAGCACAAGCAACGUGAGGGAUGCACGCGUUAGCGCGGUAAGUAUUCUUUUAAAUGAUGAAGUUUGUAGUGUUGAAAACAUUCCACCACCACAAUUCGUUGAUGGUGUAUUGGAAAAUAUAGGUGAGGAGCCGGAAUGUGAAAAUGAACACGAAACGAUUUCACAAAGUAAAAAUGAAAACGUAACUGAAAAUUCUUUUUGUGAAAAUUGUUUAAAUCAACUUAACCCGCUUAAUGCAUCGAAAAGUGAAGAACGGUGCCCACCGAAGGAUGAGGGGUGGGAAAAUUUUAAGCAAGCUAAAAUUAAUUUACCGUUACUAGAUGACAUUAAAAAGGUUCCGGCUCAUGUGGAAUGCUUAAAGGAGUUAAGCAUCGAAAAACGGCACAACAAAUUACCCAAACCGGUUGAUUUGAUAUCUCAUGUGAGUGCCGUUUUAUCGAGUGCCCUUCCCCCAAAAGCUCAAGAUCCGGGAGAUCCUCUUAUUCCAAUUCAAAUUGGAACAUUUAAAAUUGAGAGGGCGCUCCUAGAUCUUGGAGCUUGUGUGAGCAUCUUGCCCGGGAGUUUGUAUGACCAAUAUGAUUUUGGUCAAUUAAAAAAUUUUGAUACUCCCGUGGUAUUGGCCGAUCAGACUCCCACGUAUCCAAGGGGGAUGGUGGAGGAUGUGAUUGUUAAGGUGGAUGAUUGCUACUACCCAGUUGACUUUUUGGUAGUAGACUAUGUUGGGUGUGUUGGGGACACCCAACCGAUAGUCAUACUGGGUAGGCCGUUCCUGGCAACUGCUAAUGCCAUAAUAAAUUGUGCAACGGGAACAGUAAGCAUGAAGUUUGGGGACCGGGAAUUAAAAUUAAAUGUUUUUCCAAAAUUUACUAACCCACUCGGUGAGGAUAAGUGUCCUAAAAAGGAUAUGAAUCCAAACAAAAAGGUUUGUGCUAUGGUUGGUAGGUUUGGAGAAACAAAGAAGAAGACAGUCAAGAAGAAGAAAGCAAAGAAGUCGACUCUAGAAAAGAAAAAGGAAGAGGAGGUGAGGAAGUUUGGACCGUUUGGCAACAAAUGGUACGAAUCACCGGUGGGUGAUUUUGAGGAGCUCGUGGACGGCAAGCACGCCAUUCGACCACCAUGA
Helianthus annuus (common sunflower) is the source of this 2043-nucleotide messenger RNA. RefSeq lists its product as uncharacterized. The transcript is spliced from 2 exons. NCBI's taxonomy places the organism in Eukaryota, Viridiplantae, Streptophyta, Magnoliopsida, Asterales, Asteraceae. The record is from RefSeq and is a predicted model, not a curated record. Gene Ontology annotation, molecular function: nucleic acid binding; zinc ion binding. The coding region runs from base 1 to 2043 and encodes 680 amino acids.